AUGUCUAUCUGGGGCCUUCAUUUGCCGGAUGAAUUCAGGAAGGCGGUAAAGGAGGCGUCCGACACGUUGACAAAGGCUGAGCUUUUGGAGAUUUACGAGAUGAAGGCCGCCUUCAACCUUCCACAUGGACUACUGGCAUCAUUUGAUAUUGACAACCCCUUUGGCCAGCUCACACUCCGUACCAGUCCCCUUUCCCCACCAGAAAACACCUCUGGAUGCAGCAUGGCGCGAAACAAAUCAAAGAAAGGAAAGGGAAAAUCCAAGGAUGACGAGUCAGCCAAAGCUGGCGCUGCCGUUCAGACAGACAACUUGAACGCCCCCACCGAAGCAGCUACCGCCGAAGCAGCCACCACCGAAGCAGCUACCACCGAUGUAGCUACCACCGAAGCAGCUACCACCGAAGCAGCUACCACCGAAGCGGCUACCACUGAAGCAGCCGCUGAGGCUUCCGAUACGAAGGCUGUUAAAAAGUUCUAUGUUAUCCCCCACUCCGGUCAACGCCUGUCUCGAGCAGACUACAAAGGUUAUCUCGAUUAUGAUGGUAACACGGAUAGGGGCGUCAACGAGUACUGGAAACUUGACGUCGUUGAAGAGACCUGGCCCACUUUCACCGAGGUUGUAACGUACAAGGGAUUGCAGCUUGACGCUACCCGAAUCCCUCACGCUUUUCCAAGAUCUGUCCGCUGCUUUUAUACUAAGCUGAAGGGUAUCAUUGUCGCAUGGUGCAAGGAAGGAGGUUUUAGGGGAGGUGCGUUUGCCGAGAAGAUAAAUUUCGAUAGCCCACUCUACGACAUACUUCAUGUCAUCCACCACUCCCCUGUAGUAACCAAGGAGCAGAGACAGGUCUUUGAGCACGUCAUAAUGAAAAUCUACGAUGAAGUCAACUCAGACCUCCUGGAUCCUCAAACCAACAAGUCCUGCAACAAACAAUACUUUAAGAAGUUCGACGGAGAGCUUGAGUGGAUCGGAGCCUUCUUCCAGAUUAACUCGAAGUAUACCCCGCCACCUAUGCCCAAUGACAUUAGCGAUGUGUGGCUCGAGGAGCUUGGUCCGAAAUUCACUGCCAACUAUCGCCUUGCCUUGGCCGGUGACCCAGCUGCUCCUUUCAAGGUUGCCACUCCUCGUCGGAAUAAGUUUGGCAUGUCAAUGAGCGGCUACGAGCUCGGUCCGAAAUUCCGGCACUCUCUGAAAAAGCCUGUCAAGGAUCGAGUUCUCCGGGCUUACAGUGUCUCCGACAAUAUCAACAAUGAUCAGACCGUUUCUGCAGCAGAGGGUCGGACAUCGAAGGGAAACGCCAAGAACAAGGAUAACGAAAAGUCUGGUCUGUUGGCUCCAGCAGUUCCCAAGGAUUCUAUUCAGUGA
Venustampulla echinocandica is the source of this 1362-nucleotide messenger RNA. RefSeq lists its product as uncharacterized. The record is from RefSeq and is a predicted model, not a curated record. The coding region runs from base 1 to 1362 and encodes 453 amino acids. Lineage: Eukaryota; Fungi; Ascomycota; Leotiomycetes; Helotiales; Pleuroascaceae. The transcript is spliced from 5 exons.